AUGGCGGCUCCCAAUUCAGCUAACCAAAGCCUUCCUCUUUACUCCUCCGUCGAUCCUCCGUUUACUCUCCCCACUCCUCCUCCUAAUCAUCCUAUCAACAUCUCGGAAGUGGUGAUCGACGAGGACAACCUUCUUGGCUGGGGAGAAGAUUCCUACGUGCACAAGGCCUCCCACCCGCCUACUGGCAAGGACUAUGCUUUGAAGAGGCAGCGCCUUGGACUUGGAAAAUUUAGCCGCCAAAUAUUCAGCACCGAGAUCCAGCUACUCUCAAAUCUCGACCACCCCAACAUCAUCAAAUUCUUUGGCUACAAGACUGAUGGCGAAGCUACCUAUCAGUAUGGAGGUCCCCAACUGCUCCUCGAGUAUAUGGACCUCCUCUCCCUCGAAAGCAAAUACUUUCCAGAUGAAGCCUAUCUCUCUUUCGUGGCCAAACAGAUUCUUUCAGCUCUCAACUACCUCCACACUCGCAACAUUGUUCAUAAUGAUAUCAAGCCUGAGAAUCUCCUCUUCAACUCUCAAGGCGUGCUAAAGAUAGCUGAUUUUGGGAUUUCGAAAAUACUCAACGAGGAAACAUGCGGCGAACUCUUGCCCGGAACGCUGGGAUACAUGAGCCCUGAGAGGAUUCACGACUACUUCACCCAGCAACACGGACUACCCAAAGCCCAUGCAUAUGCUGGGGAUAUAUGGAGCUUUGGGAUGAGCAUCUGGGAGUUAUAUGUGGGAGACUAUCCAUUACUUGAUGACUCCUUAUUACAACCAACUUCAUAUUUGACCGCCAUCAAGACCGCCAUUUCAGCCUCUCAGCCACUGAGGCUAAUGCCGGCCGGUACUUCGCCAGAGUUAAGAAAUUUCAUUGCAUGUUGCUUGGAGAUACAUCCUCAGAAUCGGGCCACCGCCGAGGAUCUGUUGGGCCACCCCUUCAUUUUGCGCCAGCCUCUCAUCUCAAAUCUAUAA
This is a messenger RNA of Ipomoea nil (Japanese morning glory), 954 nucleotides long. RefSeq names its product mitogen-activated protein kinase kinase 4-like. Gene Ontology annotation, biological process: protein phosphorylation. Gene Ontology annotation, molecular function: protein serine/threonine kinase activity; ATP binding. The coding region runs from base 1 to 954 and encodes 317 amino acids. The record is from RefSeq and is a predicted model, not a curated record. NCBI's taxonomy places the organism in Eukaryota, Viridiplantae, Streptophyta, Magnoliopsida, Solanales, Convolvulaceae. The transcript has a single exon. Gene Ontology annotation, cellular component: cytoplasm.